Molecule: messenger RNA, 693 nt
Organism: Babesia sp. Xinjiang
Lineage: Eukaryota; Apicomplexa; Aconoidasida; Piroplasmida; Babesiidae
Exons: 1
Coding region: 1-693 (230 amino acids)
Biological process (GO): negative regulation of DNA-templated transcription
Cellular component (GO): nucleus
Molecular function (GO): metal ion binding; RNA binding
Source: RefSeq, a predicted model, not a curated record
AUGAAGGGGAAACGCCGACGAUCCGAAGAGGCCGCUAUUCGGCAUCGCCAACGGUAUAUGGAUAUAUUGAAACGUCGUAACAUGUCGGCAGUGGCUGUGUCAGCAUCGCAUUUUCCUAAACCUUCCCACGCGACCGUCGCUCCACAAUCUUUGGAUGACCGACGUCCCAUAUGCAAAUAUUACUAUCGCACCGGCAAUUGCGUCCAUGGUUCUGAUUGUAAUUUUUCACAUGACUGCAUUCCCCUUACAUCUAAGGAGCUGAAAUUGUGUCGAUACUACCUCCGAGGUCCAUCUCAUUGUAUGUAUUCGGCGAGUGAAUGUAAAUAUUCUCAUGACCCUGGAUUGUUUCUUUGUCGGAACAAUGUGAUAUGUGGCGAAUGUAGCAACGAGUCGCAUUGCAUUUUUAAGCAUUUGGAUGCAGCGUCUAUGGCAACACUUGAUGAUGCGGAACGGCUAAAGUUUUGUUACAACAACAAACGUUUUUUGACAGAGUUGUUGCUACGUUAUGUCAAUGGUCAACCGACAGUGACACCAUCUGAAGUAAACAUUGGAUCAUCUCGCGAAUUCCCUGAUGACGAUGUAAUGCCUCAAAUUUUGGCUCUUAAAGAACCAUUUUUGGAGAGGUUACCGUGGUACCUUCAACUUGUACACACACUUCUGUUACGUGACUAUGAACUAAAAGAAAAUGAAUAG